UCCUCCCCCGCGCCCUCAGCCAUUUUAGCAAGCCGGUACCACCGCCGGUAGCGCUGUGAUCUCCGCCGGCAGCGCCGGGGCUGGGCACGAUUUUUUUCUGAGUUUAUCAACCUGCUUACCUGGAAACAUUUGAAUUGCAGUUGUGUUCAAGUUUUACUAUAGAUCUAAUCAACCUGAAAAAACCUCAGUCAUCAGUGUGAGAUCCCUUGUGUCUACUGUUGGCCCUCAAAGGUUACUAAAAUUUUUGCAGCUGCUCUGAAUCAGCACUACCUAAGCUUCACCUACUGUUGCUUCUCCCUACACCGCUCUGCACUGCUGCCUUGCUCUUGCCUGCUUCAGAACUCCAUAAGAGAGUUCUUUUUUAAAUACCCGCAGUGAAAUUUAGGCUAGAAAUGUGUGCCAUUUUCUUGCUGCCUGUAUACUUGUUAAUCUGGUUGUACAGUAUGCUGGUAUUUAUUCCCUGGUAUUUUCUUACCAAUGCCAAGAAGAAAAAGGCUAUGGCAAAGCGGUUAAAAGCUAAACCCAUCUCGGACAAGCCAGGGAGCCCCUACCGCUCUGUCACUCACCUGGAUUCACUAGCAAACAUAAACAUCCCUGGAGCAGACACCCUGGACAAGCUCUUUGACCAUGCUUUAGCAAAGUUUGGGAAGAAGGACUGUCUUGGAACCAGGGAAAUUCUGAGUGAAGAAAAUGAAAUGCAACCGAACGGAAAAGUAUUCAAAAAGUUAAUUUUAGGAACUUAUAGAUGGUUAUCCUAUGAAGAAGUAAAUGAGAAUAUUACUUGCUUGGGGAAUGGACUGACUGCCCUGGGACUAACCCCGAAGAGCACCGUUGUCAUAUUUUGUGAGACCCGAGCUGAGUGGAUGAUUGUAGCUCUCACCUGCUUCAAGUACAACUUCCCUCUUGUCACCCUUUAUGCCACCCUGGGUGAAGAGGCGGUGACCUACGGUCUCAACGAGUGUGGAGCAUCAUACCUGGUCACAAGUGUGGAACUCCUUGAGAGCAAACUUAAGACUGCACUGCCACAGGUUUCCUGUCUGAAACAUAUAAUUUAUGUGGACACGAAGACGAUAAAUAAAUCAGAAUACCCUGAAAACGUGGAGAUUCAUAGUAUGCAGGCAGUAAAAGAGCUGGGAGCCAAACCAGAAAACUCAAGCAUUCAGCCAAGCAGACCUGUUCCUACAGACUUGGCUUUAGUAAUGUACACCAGUGGCUCUACUGGGAGACCCAAAGGAGUGAUGAUGAUGCAUAAAAACUUAAUAGCUGGAAUGACAGGACAAUGUGAGAGAAUACCUGGACUGGGACCCAAGGACACUUACAUUGGUUAUUUGCCUCUGGCCCAUGUGUUAGAACUGACAGCAGAAGUUUCCUGCAUCACUUACGGCUGCAGGAUCGGUUACUCCUCUCCUCUCACUCUGUCAGAUCAGUCGAGUAAAAUUAAGAAGGGAAGCAAAGGAGACUGUACUGUACUUAAGCCUACACUGAUGGCAGCUGUGCCUGAAAUAAUGGACAGGAUUUAUAAAAAUGUCAUGAGUAAAGUUCAAGAGAUGAACUAUAUUCAGAGAACUCUGUUCAAGAUAGGCUAUGACUACAAAUUGGAACAGAUCAAGAGGGGAUAUGAUGCACCUCUCUGUAACAUACUACUGUUUAAAAAAGUAAAGGCCCUGCUGGGAGGGAAUGUCCGUAUGAUGCUUUCUGGAGGAGCACCACUCUCACCUCAGACACAGAGAUUCAUGAACAUCUGUUUUUGCUGUCCUGUUGGUCAAGGCUAUGGACUUACAGAAACAUGUGGAGCUGGAACCAUUACAGAAGUUACUGAUUACAGCACUGGCAGAGUUGGAGCUCCUCUUAUUUGUUGUGAAAUAAAACUGAGAGACUGGCAAGAAGGGGGCUAUACUAAUAAUGACAAGCCUAAUCCUAGAGGAGAAAUUAUAAUUGGUGGACCAAAUGUCUCCAUGGGAUAUUUUAAAAAUGAAGAGAAGACCACAGAAGAGUUUUCUGUUGAUGAGAAUGGCCAGAGAUGGUUCUGUACAGGAGAUAUUGGGGAAUUUCAUCCAGAUGGGUGUCUGCAGAUCAUAGAUCGUAAGAAGGACUUGGUAAAGCUCCAAGCAGGAGAAUAUGUAUCUCUGGGCAAAGUAGAGGCAGCACUGAAGAACUGCCCAUUAAUUGACAAUAUCUGUGCUUAUGCCAAAAGUGACCAGUCCUAUGUGAUCAGUUUUGUGGUCCCUAACCAGAAGAAACUGACUGCAUUGGCUGAGCAGAAAGGCAUCAGUGGAACCUGGGUGGACAUUUGUAACCAUCCUGCAAUGGAAGCAGAAAUACUGCAAGAGAUCAAAGAAGUGGCAAACAAGAUGAAAUUAGAAAGGUUUGAAAUACCCAUCAAGGUCCGGUUAAGCCCUGAACCCUGGACCCCUGAGACUGGGUUAGUAACAGAUGCUUUCAAGCUGAAAAGGAAAGAACUGAAAAACCAUUACCUCAACGACAUUGAAAGAAUGUACGGAGGCAAAUAAACAGCUCUGCUGACCUGGCAGGUGGUUCCUUCUCAUGCCUCAGUUUUGGAUGUCUGUGUAUACUGUAGAUAUCACACAUUCAAAAAAUACACCAAAUGGAUGACUGUUUCUAUAAUCUCUAUCAAGUAAAACAGAGAGUAUCUUAGACUCCAAAUUCUUAAUUAUUAGCAGAUUAGACAUUGAUGGUCUUCACAGAGUUUCAUGUGAUCAUCUCCAGUUUUGAGACAGACAUCAUUAUGUGAAGCAGUGUGACCAGGUAAUUUUAUUGUUUCUCUAGCAUAUUCAGACUGCUUACAACUUCUCCCUAACUCAUGCUGAAGUCUGGCCUAUAUUUCAAAGAGAAAAAAAUAAUGUAAUUGUGAUGAUUCUUCUGUUAUAAUGAGACACUUCUAAUAAGAUAUUUCCCUCUAGCAAGGAGGGAAAAGGAGUAUCUACCCUUCUCCAUUUAAAAACAAAACCAAGACAACAGCAGCAGUCAAGAACUUGCUAGAGAUCACUAAAAACACACUGCUUGAGAAUGGAUGGAUUCUUCUGCACAUCAGUAUCUUGAAUAUUUACAGUGCCUACAAAAGAAUAGAAAGUACACUUAUUGAAGCAAAGGUGAACUGAAAAGCUUUCUACAAAACAAGUUAUAAGAAAUUUCACUCAAGAGCACUGAAUUAACUAUUUCAACUUCCAACUCACCAAAUAGAUUUUUAAUUACCACUGCAUUUUAAUUCAAACAGAGCUUUCCACUGGACACAGAGUGAGAAAUCAGUGCCUGAAUGCAGAACUUGCAUCUGGAUUAGCAAACAGCUGUGAAACUGGUGGGAAGUGGUCUCUAAACAGACUUGAAACUCAGAGGAGUUUUGGUGUGUUUUUUUGAGAGGUGAUUGAUACUUUUAAGGCACUGAUCCUCUAGACAUGAGUACUGGUACAGGUUACCUGGACAUAACGUAGAGGAUCAGGUUUUACAUGUCUGCAUUCCUUUAUGGAAAGUAUUUCUGUUCACCUUUUAACUGUGGUAAGCAUGACAAGGCAACCAGAAAACAACAGGAGUUUCCCUGUCUAGUUUUGUUUUACUUAUAGAAAAGUAGUCUGUGACCAGGGAAUCUUUGUUUCCUGGAAACUUGUAAAAAGGGACAAAUCACUCUUUCCAGAAAUCUAUUAUAAAAAUGUUCUCUUAUUAACUGGAAGUGAAGAAGGAGGAUGAUGUAAUUUAAUAAUAGUUCAUCAUUUUGUGUGCCGAAUCCUGUACUGUGUUUUCGUUUGAAUUGUAACUGAGCUUCUGCAUCCUUGCCAGCUCUUCACACUUGAACCAUAAGUGCUGUAAAAAGUGGAGGCUGUUGAUACUGUUCUACUUUGCACUUUCUUAAUCAUUUUAUAUAUGUUGCUUACAUUUUGUAAUGUUGCUUACAUUUUGUACAGCUGUGGCCCUCGACUGCUCUAUAUUGCAAAUUAAUUUGAAAGUAUUUAUAGAUUUCUAUUCAUAAUAUUUGUGUUGUGUAUAUUAUGGUUAAAAAAUUAUUUGGUAUUGUCACUGUACAGAAAGUAAAAGAUUUUGUACAUUGCUUCUCUUGAACACACAAGCUUGCAAUUUCAGGACAAGUUUCUCCUUUUCUGCAUGUAUAUGUAUUUUUAUUUCCCCGUUAAAAUAGACUUUGGCAAAAAUAAAUGAUGGCUCUACACUCUUCAAGUAAACCAUCCCUUCUCCUGGAGGCAAACUUCCAACUUCACCAUGCAUAAUUUUCUCUGGCUAGUCCAGGACACUGCCAGCUCACCUUCCAAGAACCCCAAGGGGAAAGAGAGAAAGAAAAUCUGGUAUAUAAAGGUGACAGUAUCAGUUGUGCAUGGAACUGCAAGAGUCACUAAAAGAAACAACAAAACAGCUUUUCUAAAAAAUUAAUUUUUUAUAAGAUGCAGACAGUUGUUUUAUUGUUAACAGGAAAUAAUUCCUGUAUCAGUAGAAACUUUUAAAAUUACUUGGUCCUAGAGCCAUGGUACCAAUUUUUCCAUGUUUUAAAACUGGUCUCUAUUAAAUGGCCUUUAGUCAACCUAUUAGCAUCACAAAAGUGAAAUAGAUGUAAGAAAGAUACUUACACUCAAGUCUGUCAGUAGGUUCUAAUACUAUUUUUUUUAAGCCAUGAAUGUAUUUAUAUGAAAUGUAUUUUAUUUUUUGUGUCCUGGUCGACUGAGGAUCGCUAUUUCUAAAAUAUGUAUACACACAUACACAAUGUUAACAUUUCAAAAGUGGAAUACAACUUAAAUGGUUCAACAAGCUUGUGUUUAUAUCUUUAUAUUACACAGGCUCUCGUUCCUGUUCCGUGCCUCACAUUCUGUCUAAAACUGAGCCUACCUUACAAAGACUGCUCAAAAGCAGCAGCACUGAGUCCAUACUUCUGGUAAUAAAAAUCAAGCCUCAAUCAGGCCUGGUUUUUCUUGUAAGGAAUGAACUAGAGGUGAAUGUACUGCAAAACACUAUUUGCUGCAUCAUCAGCUUUUCAAGCACCUUUGGAGAAGGGGAAGGAUUACAUCAGGCUGCCUUCAAAUACAGGGAUUGUUUGCAAAUACGGGGAUUGUUUGCAAAUACCUUGCAGCUGGGCAAGAACUUUAUCUUUCAUUUUAAUGAAGGAUAAAUCCUUUUUGUGACAGCUUGUGGAGGAGAAACAGAAUGAGCAAGACUGUUUAAUUCUUGCUAUUAAAAAGAAGGAAAUAGGAUGCAGAUGAAGAGCUAGAAGAUCACUUCAAAAUCAUUAUGUGAUAGCUACAGAUGUUACAGGUGCUGUUUAUCUUGUGCUGGGCUGAAAGGAUGUACACCACAGGACUGAAAUGUGUGGGAAAGGUUCAUGUACUGCUGAGGGUUCUGGAAUGCUGGAAGUUCUUCAGCAAGCAGGUUAAGAAUUUUAAAUCAUUCCUCUAAGACUGAGGAAGCAAGGUCAAAGAGAAACAAAAUUCAGUUUGGGCAUACCUCGUGUAAGAUUAUAUUUAGGCCCUGUACCUCAAAAUACACUGUCUGGCUAGAUGUGUAAAGCCAGAGUGUAACUACCACAACAGGGAGACUAGAAAACUUAAGCUGUGAAGGAAGAUUAGAGUUGUCUAGCUGGCCUGAGAAGGAAUGGCACAUGCCAUUAGAUGAUUAACCUGCAGCUCCAUGUACAGUUACUCUGAUAAAGGCACAAAGAGCCAAAGGGAAAGAGGAAGAACAGGGUGUAAGUUUGCACAAAUGGAUGAAAUGGAUGAUUUAGUGUUUUAGAAGAAACACAGGAUUUUAAACCAAUUCCUUACUAAAUACUGAACUAGUUGUCCUAGAUCUUUCCCACUGAAAGUCUUCAGAGCCUUAGCAUCAAUGACAGUUCAGCAAAGCCUUUGAGGAACAGCCUUGGCACAGACCCCUGGGUGGGGCUGGCAGGGACAGGUCCUGCACGUGGCACAACAGGAAUGAUGUCUGUAACAGGCACAGACAUCAUUAAGUGGCUUGAAAGGGAAAAAAAUGAGCCUAAACAGGGAGAGGAAGGAGUUACUCCCUUAGGAGCAGGUGAGGUGGUGUUUAACCACCCCACGCAAUCACAGUGCCCUUGACAGCCACUCAGAGCAUAACCUGCAGGGUACUGCCUGCCAGCUCCCCCAGCACAAACUGCAAUUCCUAGCACACUGGCAGGCUAUAAAAUGAACAGAAUACCAGUUCAGAAUGUGGGUCACUCAUUUUCAUUAGCAAAAAAGAAAAAAAAAAAAAAAAAAAGAGAAAAAAACCCGUACCUACCACAUCUCAGAACAAUAGCUUCAGAUAACUGUGUUGUACUCUAACAAUAACUUAGUGUUGUUUUGCAAUUACAUGCAAAACAAGAAAUAAAUUCUUAUUAUGUAUUUGG
This is a messenger RNA of Catharus ustulatus (Swainson's thrush), 6358 nucleotides long. RefSeq names its product acyl-CoA synthetase long chain family member 4 (gene ACSL4). Gene Ontology annotation, biological process: long-chain fatty acid metabolic process; neuron differentiation; long-chain fatty-acyl-CoA metabolic process. Gene Ontology annotation, molecular function: arachidonate-CoA ligase activity. Bases 393 to 2510 code for a protein of 705 amino acids. NCBI's taxonomy places the organism in Eukaryota, Metazoa, Chordata, Aves, Passeriformes, Turdidae. Gene Ontology annotation, cellular component: endoplasmic reticulum; plasma membrane; lipid droplet. The transcript is spliced from 17 exons. The record is from RefSeq and is a predicted model, not a curated record.